Molecule: messenger RNA, 1506 nt
Organism: Fraxinus pennsylvanica
Lineage: Eukaryota; Viridiplantae; Streptophyta; Magnoliopsida; Lamiales; Oleaceae
Source: the annotation of a GenBank genome assembly
AUGGGUCGUUCCCGUGGAAAUUUCCGUGCUGAAGAAGAUCCCAGUCAAAGAUCAAGGAGAAAAAAGAAUGCAUCAAGUGGUGAAAAUAUAGAGUCUGUUACUGUAGGUCAAGGUACCAGUGAUGGGAAAAGGGCUCUGUACCAUUGCAACUAUUGUAACAAAGACAUCACAGGGAGAAUUCGUAUCAAGUGCGCUGUAUGUUCUGAUUUUGACUUAUGCAUAGAAUGUUUCUCAGUUGGAGCCGAGGUUCAUCCUCACAAAAGCAAUCACCCGUACAGGGUUAUGGACAUCUUAUCAUUUCCUCUCAUCUGUCCGGAUUGGAAUGCUGAUGAAGAAAUGUUACUUUUGGAGGGAAUUGAGAUGUAUGGCAUGGGUAACUGGGCUGAAGUUGCUGAGCAUGUUGGGACAAAGAUAAAGGAAUUGUGCAUUGAACAUUAUAGGAAUGCUUACCUAAACUCUCCUUACUUCCCUCUACCGGAUAUGACACAUGUUGUUGGCAAAAACAGAAAAGAACUGCUUGCUAUGGCUAAAGGGCACCUUGAGGAUAAAAAGGGUGAACUUCCAGUGAAGGAGGAAUCCCCAUUUUCCCCCUCAAGAGUCAAAAUUGAAGAUUCCUACAAAAAUGGUCCUUCAGGUCGUUUGCCUUCUGCUUCAAAUACAGGAACUACGGACAGUAAAAAGGCAUCCAACAUGGUCCAGGUCAAGGAACAGCCUGAUUCUCUAAAACUGGAUGAUCAUCUAUCAGGCCGGAGUUUUGGCAGUAAGAAACCUAAAUCUGCUGAGGACGAGGGUCCUUCUUUGUUGGAGUUAAGUGGUUAUAACCCGAAAAGACAAGAAUUUGAAACUGAAUAUGAUAAUGAUGCUGAGCAGUUGCUGGCUGAUAUGGAAUUUAAGGAAACUGAUACCCAAGAAGAGCGUGAGUUGAAAUCACGUGUGCUCCGUAUAUAUUCAAAGAGACUCGAUGAGAGGAAACGCAGGAAAGAUUUCAUUCUCGAAAGGAAUUUGCUCUAUCCUAAACAUAGGAUUCUAAAGAGAAUCCUUGAACUCAAGGAAGCACGAGCAGCUGGAUGUCGUUCAUCUGGUGAAGCUGAUAGAUAUCUUGAACAGAAAAGGAGAAGGGAAGCUGAAGACAGUGGUCACAGAAAGGAAAGUUCUCAGGCUGGUCCAAGCAGUCAGGAGAGUCUCAAUGUGCCAGUUUCAUCGGAUUCACUUAAUACAUACUCAAAUACGACAUCUGCAGGCCACGUUAAUUCGUCGUCGCUCACUGAUUUGGAUUUUGUCCCAUUAUCUGGGGCAGAUUUACUUUCUGAAUCUGAGAAACAACUGUGCCGUGAGAUCAGGUUACCGGCCCCUCAUUAUCUCAGAAUGCUGGAGUUCAUGACAAUACAAAUGAUGAGCGGCAAUAUUAAUCAGAAAUCCGAUGCCUAUUCCUUCUUCCAAAUUGAGCCUACAAAAAUAGAUAGAGUUUAUGAUAUGCUUUUAAAGAAGGGAAUGGUUCAACAGUAA